AUGAUCGUGUGUUACAAUGUGAUAAACGAUUCGGCGUUAAAUCUUGGGCUAACCAUUGGUUAUAGUCUGAUCCUUAUUGUUUCACUGGCUGGGAAUUCUGCCAUUGGAGUGAUUUUUUAUAAAACGCCAAGCCUGCAGCGGCAACCCAUUAAUCAUCUGAUCGUAAACAUGGCCAUGUCCGACCUGGUAUUCCCGUUAAUCACGGUGCCUUGGUUCCUAGUAAGAUUUUAUACGUCUCCUGUUGAUCAUUGGCUUAUUGGCGGCCCUCUUGGCCAAGCUUUGUGCAAGCUUAUAGUUUACGUACCAGCGGUUUCCUACGGUGUGUCGUGUCAGAGCUUAGUUCUGAUAGCAGUGGAUCGCUUUGUAGCCGUGGUGUUCCCACUUCGUUCCACAGUCAUUAGUUGCAAAUUGUUUCCCUUCGUCAUUACCGCCACAUGGAUCAUUGCUUUGGCUUUUUAUUCGCCGUGGUUGAACAGCGCGAAAGUAGUCGAAGUAAAAAGGCGCAGUGUCUGUUCGGUGAUUGAUAUUUCUGACGAAAUUAAGUCCUGGCAAAUUGCCGUAGUCAUCACAAAUUACAUAAUUAUCAUCAUCACUAUCGUCCUGCUGGUCAUUCUGUACUCCAUCAUCGUCAUCAAGCUCAAACUACAGACACGUCCAGGUGAACAGUCGAAUAAUGCUGAGAAAAAGCGCGCAAAAAGAAACAGGAAAGUGUUAAGAAUGGCA
Porites lobata is the source of this 723-nucleotide messenger RNA. The record is from the annotation of a GenBank genome assembly. Lineage: Eukaryota; Metazoa; Cnidaria; Anthozoa; Scleractinia; Poritidae.